Messenger RNA from Sarcophilus harrisii (Tasmanian devil), 3150 nucleotides. Its product is annotated as KIAA0753 ortholog. The record is from RefSeq and is a predicted model, not a curated record. Gene Ontology annotation, biological process: protein localization to centrosome; centriole replication. Gene Ontology annotation, cellular component: centriolar satellite. NCBI's taxonomy places the organism in Eukaryota, Metazoa, Chordata, Mammalia, Dasyuromorphia, Dasyuridae.
ACUUUAGAAACAAGCCUGCAGGCGGACCUCAUGCACAGACUUAUAUGGGACACGUGGGCACCCACGGGCACAUGUGCCCUUCCAGGAUAAAUGCAAGCCCGCAGGCAGACCUCAUGCACAGUGCUUGUGCCCUUCCAGGGCAGGCACAAGCACGCGGGUGCAGAGAUGUGUGCACGGAGAGUGAGGUUCCCACUGUGCAGUCACACCCAUGCACCCCCCACCCCAUGACCCUGUUCUCUCUCCCUUCCCCCAGCUGCAGUUCAACAAGGAUGUGCCUUCGCUCCCUGCCAACCUGGCCAUCCGCUACUCGGGGCCCCGGCCCAUCGUCAUAGAAGCUGAGGGCCCCCGGCAGAGCCAGCACCCCAGGCUCCCGGAGGGGCCCGGCCGCCAGCCUUGGGUCCCCUUUUCAGUUGUGUCCGAAGAGAAGCUUAACCUGGCCAUCCACUUGGCAAAAAGAGACGUCAAGAAGAAACAGCUGCAAGAGGUUCUGGGCCGUGUCCCCCAUGUCCCCCAGCCCCGGAGGCUCCCCAAGUCCAGCCCAAGCAGAAGUGAGCUGACCAAGCAGUUUCGGGGCCUCCCGGCUGGGCAGCACCCCUCCCAACUGGAGACAGCCGGCCCCAGGGCCAAAGUCUACCUCUCACGGGGCCCUCUGUCCCACUCCCCCCCCACAAAGGACCCAGGCCCUCAGCCUCGUGGGCAGCCGCAGGCGGCGCCAUCGCAGAGCCUGCUGGAGCUCCGGCGGCUGCAGAGGGAGCUGAGCGCUUGUCUGCAGAGGAUUGACAGCCUGGGCGCCAACGACAGACCGGAACAAGGCCUGGAUCCGGAGGAGGCCGAGCGAAGCCGCGUGCGGAGGCAGGAGCGGGCCGUGCGCACCGGGCGCACGCUCUACGCGCUGCAGCAACAGGUAAAGGAGAUCCAGGAGGAGCUGGACAAGUUGAGUCCACACAGAAUUAGGCACACCAGGAAGUCCAGGGCAAUGUCCCGCCUGGGAGCCGCGCAGCGAGGGGCCAUCCGGGCGCUGCAGAUGUUUGUCAGUCAGUUCGCGGACUCGAGGGAGCAGGCAGUGUCUGAGCGCUACAGGGAGCUGGGUGGCCUGAUCCGGCAGCUCUCCCUUUGCUCCGCCAGACUGGACGCCGACCCCGCGGUCCCUGACGUGGUCGUGGACCUCCUGCAGCAGAUUGAGGAGCUCGAGACCCUCCUGGAAAGGAAACAGCCCCUGGGAAAGCUGAAGAAGAGCUUCCCGGGAGCCCGCAGCCAGUCCCCACCGGCUUUCCCAGUGGCUUUGGAGAGGUCAUUCAGUGCGUCGCCCGUGAGAGAAAGGAAGCCCUCCGUGGCAAAGGAGAAGCUUCCCCAGUCCGGCAGGCGGCCGGUAGUGAGGAAACUCCUGGGAGAUGAACCCCCAUUUCUGGCAGUGAACCCACUAUGCCCAGUGUCGGGGGGGCCGGGGGGCCGGCCCCGAGAGGAGUUCUCCUCCUGGGACCAGAAGGCCGCUUUCCAAGGAGGACCGGCCCCCACCAAAGCAAAGGCUGUGAAAAAGCGGCCGCUGACGGCUCCCGCGUCCCUGCAAAGGCGAGGCCUCGAGACAGCCGGGAAACCCCCUCAGGUACGUGCUGCUCCCAGGGUCCCAGGGUUUUUAAAGGGCCUCCUCCUGCUAGCUCCCCCAAGACCGGCCUCGACUGUGUGGGGCUCGCUAGGAGCCACGUGCGGCGCUGGGGGCUUGAGGCUGGGAGCCGACAGGGCUGAGGCCCCUCAGGGGUGGGGGGCCCGCGGUUCUAAGGCCGGCCGGACCUGAGCCUCUCCCUGGCCGCCAGAGUGGAAGAGCCAGGGAGGCCAGCAGCCAAACUCCCCUUUGUCCAGCCCGAGGCUUUUUCCCCUCAGUGCGAAUUUAUUGUUUUCUCAGAUAACUUUUCUCUUUCCCCCCCUCUCCCUCCUCCCCUCCCCCAAAAGGAAAAGGAGUCACUGUGUAGUCAUGUUGCGCGGCCAGUCCCCCUUCCCCGGGUGUGAGAGGCAGGGAGGGGCCGCCUGCUUGCCGUGGGGGUGGUCCCUGCCUGGGGUUGUCAGAAGGGGAUCAGAUGGGCUCGUGGGGGUUGGGCCAAGAAACCCCCCAGACGGAGUGCCCGAUGCCCCCAGAGCAGAGGGGGAGCCUGGCUGCAGAAUUUGGCCUGAGGGCCGAAGCCCUUCUGCUUCUCAGAAUAGGGGUCACCCGGUGAUUUGUCCUCCAGUUUGGGUGGGGCCGGGCUGGCCCGUCGCUGUUGGAGACUGGCUUGGGAAGACCCUGAGAGGCAUCCCCUUGGGCCCCCCUACCUGGCCCGCCGCGGCCCCCCAGGCCUCCCCACCUGGCCCCCCGGGUCCCCCGACCUGGUCCACCGUGGCCCCCCAGGCCUUCGAGCCUGACCCCCCCAAGCCCUCUGAGCCCGGUCUCCCUGGGGAAGCGCAGGUCCUGAGACAAGGGCUCUCUUCGCUUCCUUAGGGCUUGCGGCCGCUCCAACUUACCCGUUCCUUGUUGGGUCAGUUUUGUUGGGUUUGUUUGUCCAAACGAGGGCUCGUUUUCACCUCCCUUCUCUUUAUUCCUUGGCUGAUCGUGACCCGUCCCCCUGGAACCAGCCACGGGCGGCCUCCGGAGCCGGGCGUCCCUGACGCGGUGGCCGUUCUGUGCACCGGGCGCCCCCGUCCUUUUUCUCAGACGACUCCCACUGCUUUGUGUAGAGCGGCCCAGGCUUUGUCCUAGAAAAGCUCCCUCGGGGCCGAGCAGGGAGGGCCGAGGGGCCGGGGUGACGCACGUCCUCCAGGGCUGAGGUCAAGGGCAAGGAGAAAAGCUACGGGCGCCGCUCCCGCUGAUUCGGGGGGGUAGCGAGUUCCCCGUUGGACACCUAGGACAGGAUGGCUGGGGCUCCGGGGGUCAGGAGAGUCUAGAGCCAGCCGCCCCUGAGCUGCAGUCUUGGGGCCCACUGGGGUCAGCAGAGCCAUCCUGGCUAAAAAUCCCAGGCAGGAGCCUGUGGUGACGGAGCGAUCGCCAGGGGCUGCGCCAGGGAGGAGACCCUGCGCCGCCAGGAAGGGCUGCCCCCCCCCCCAAUCGCUCCAUGCUCGCCCUUGUGUCCAGGCUGUGAGUCACAAGGCCCCCUCGCCCCCCUCCCUGCUGCCUGCCCAGCC